This is a messenger RNA of Musa acuminata AAA Group (dessert banana), 1218 nucleotides long. Its product is annotated as calmodulin-like protein 3. NCBI's taxonomy places the organism in Eukaryota, Viridiplantae, Streptophyta, Magnoliopsida, Zingiberales, Musaceae. Gene Ontology annotation, molecular function: calcium ion binding. The transcript has a single exon. The record is from RefSeq and is a predicted model, not a curated record. The coding region runs from base 560 to 1012 and encodes 150 amino acids.
ACGUAAACGUGAUGGCGAUAUAGAGGAAGGAUGACGACGACGAAGAAGAUGAAGAGAAUGUUGUUCUUUUAGCAGAAACAGAACAACAAAUUUCCUAUCAAUAGCAGCACAGCCUCGUUGCUUGGCUACCACCCACUUUCACAGCUCAUUCCCGUUCAACUCUCCACCCUCCUAUUAUCCCCCGCCAACUCCCUCCCUCAUCCCUGUUGACCGAAUAAACAAAGCCAUUAUGAGAGAGAGAGAGAGAGAGAGAGAGAAGCGUUUAAAUUAGCCACGGCUGGCUUCUUCCGCCCAUCCUCAACCGUCGCCACCUUCGUUUCCUCCGCACCACUCGAAUAAGUUGGGCAAUGGAAAAAACUCUGGCCAGCUGUUAUCGUAAGAAGAGCCCUCGUUGGCCACCACCUCCAUAGCAUCCUACGUCUCUAUUUCCUGACCCGCAGCAAGCUCACCUCCCUCCUCUUGCUUUCAUCUCUCGCCAAGCUUCCGACUCCUCCUCCUCCUCUCCUAGCCGCAAGAGAGAACCUUUGGGGCUGCCGGCGUCGUCGUCGGCGGCGCCUGGAUGGACCCGUCGGAGCUGAAGCGGGUGUUCCAGAUGUUCGACCGCAACGGCGACGGCAGCAUCACCAAGACGGAGCUGCAGGACUCGCUCAAGAACCUGGGGAUCCACAUCCCCGAGGAGGAGCUGGCGUCCAUGAUCGAGAAGAUCGACGUGAACGGGGACGGGUGCGUGGACAUGGAGGAGUUCGGCACGCUCUACCAGGCCAUCAUGGACGAGCGGGACGAGGAUGAGGACAUGCUGGAGGCCUUCAACGUGUUCGACCAGAACGGUGACGGCUUCAUCACCGUGGAGGAGCUUCGGACGGUUCUCGGCUCACUCGGCCUCAAGCAAGGCCGCACCGUGGAGGACUGCCGGCGGAUGAUAAGCAAGGUUGACGUCGACGGCGACGGCAAGGUCAACUUCAAGGAGUUCAAGCAGAUGAUGAAGGGCGGAGGGUUUGCGGCCUUGACCUAGCUAGCCAUGCAUCGCUGCAGUGGAGGAGACAACAUGGUUGUAGAUACCGCUGAGGGAGGAAUCCAUCAUAAGACGAUAACCCAACCUACAUAAUUAAAGCAUGGUUUGCUUGAUCCACAGAUUAUGUCACUUCAUUGAGCUUUUCUUUUGAUCAGUUCAUUAAUGUUAAUCCUUUUGUUUAGCUAUGAGAUGGCCUUUUCAGUCUU